GCUCCGCUUGUGGGACGCCCGCGGCCGGAUGCCCUCCGUCCGCUCCCUUCUCGGCCUCUUGGCGGCCGCGGCGGUCUGUGGCGCCUUCGCCUUCCUAGGCUACUGUGUUUACCUCGACCGGAAGCGGCGCGGGGACCCCGCGUUCAAGCGCCGCCUGCGGGACAAAAGAAGAGCCGAGCCUCAAAAGCCUGAGGAGCGGGGCACGCAGUUGUGGGAUCCAGCGAAGAAUAAAAAAUUGCAAGAACUUUUCUUGCAAGAGGUACGGAUGGGAGAACUUUGGUUAUCUAGAGGAGAGCAUAGAAUGGGGGUUCAGCACCUCAGCAAUGCCCUUUUGGUGUGUGGUCAACCACAGGAACUUCUGAAGGUUUUCAAACACACACUCCCUCCCAAGGUAUUUGAGAUGCUGUUGCACAAAAUUCCCCUUAUUUGCCAGCAAUUUGAGGCAGACAUGAAUGAACAGGAAUGCUUGGAGGAUGAUCCUGAUUGA
Molecule: messenger RNA, 487 nt
Organism: Chlorocebus sabaeus (green monkey)
Lineage: Eukaryota; Metazoa; Chordata; Mammalia; Primates; Cercopithecidae
Source: RefSeq, a predicted model, not a curated record